Centrocercus urophasianus (Greater sage-grouse) is the source of this 5669-nucleotide messenger RNA. RefSeq names its product MCF.2 cell line derived transforming sequence-like 2 (gene MCF2L2). Gene Ontology annotation, cellular component: cytoplasm. The record is from RefSeq and is a predicted model, not a curated record. Bases 240 to 3851 code for a protein of 1203 amino acids. Gene Ontology annotation, biological process: intracellular signal transduction. Lineage: Eukaryota; Metazoa; Chordata; Aves; Galliformes; Phasianidae. Gene Ontology annotation, molecular function: guanyl-nucleotide exchange factor activity; protein binding. The transcript is spliced from 33 exons.
UUUGGAAAGAAAUGUGUUCCUGUAUCUGAAGUAGACUUUAGUGUCUGAAAGACUGAAAAGCUGCUUUAAUAUGAGAGCCCAGAUUCAGUAGAUAAACAUGGAACAUGAAUUAGAGAGGGGCAAGCUGUCAACUUGAGCAAAUCUGUGACAAGUUCUGGCACAUCUGGUUUAUGAAGAGCUCUCAGAAAUUGCUAGGCAAUAGAUAGAAGUAAGUAGGCUGAGGAUGAGACCAUGAAAUCAUGCAGCAGGAGAUACGGCCGCUGGUUGCAGUGGAUAUAAUAGAACAGCUACACAGACAAUUUGCUAUCUUGUCAGGAGGAAGAGGGAAGGAUGGAGCACCAAUUAUUACCUUCCCAGAGUUUGCAGGAUUCAGUGAAAUACCUGAUGAGGAUUUUCUGAAUGUGGUCACGUACCUAACCAGCAUUCCCAGUCUGGAGGCUGCCAGCAUUGGAUUCAUCAUCAUCAUAGACAGACGACGAGACAAAUGGAGUGCAGUCAAGGCAUCCCUGACACGGAUAGCAGGAGCAUUUCCAGGAAACCUGCAGCUGGUGUUUGUCCUGCGUCCCUCACGCUUUAUCCAAAGGGCAAUUGCUGACAUUGGCAUUAAACUCUAUCGAGAUGACUUUAAAAUGAAGGUACCGAUCAUCAUGCUAAAUUCUGUCUCUGAUCUUCACGGCUAUAUUGAUAAAUGUCAGCUGACCCGGGAGCUGGGAGGAACCCUGGAGUACGGCCACAGUCAGUGGAUACAUCACCGAACUGCUAUUGAAAACUUCGCAAUGACAGUGAAAACAACAGCACAGAUGCUACAGACCUUUGGAACGGACUUAGCAGAGACUGAACUUCCCAAUGAUGUGCAGUGCACAGAGGAGCUCCUAUCUGCACACACUGACCACCAUAGCAAGCUCAAGGAUGAGCUGAAACUAGCUGUGAAGCAGGGGGCCACAUUACUGACGUGCAUUAGGGAGCCAGUCACCCGAAGUGCCAACAGCAAACUCAGUCCUGAUGAACUGGAAAAUGUGGCAACAGUGGAAAGGUUGUUGGCUCAGUUGGAUGAAACAGAAAAGGCUUUUGAUCAGUUUUGGACCAAGCAUCACCUAAAACUAGAACAAUGCUUGCAGCUUCGACACUUUGAACAUGAUUUUAGAGAAGUAAAAUUAACAUUGGAUAAUCUCAUGGAAGCACAAGCAGGCUUUUCUGACGUUGGAGACAGUGUGACUCGAGUAGAACACCUCCUAAGGGAACAGAAACAACUGGAAGAAAAAGGACAGGAACCUUUGGAGAAAGCCCAGACUCUAGCUCUCCAUGGAGAACAGCUCAUCCAAAACAACCAUUAUGCAGUUGACUCCAUUAGACCAAAGUGUGUUGAACUCAGGCGUAUUUGUGAUGACUUUACUAAUGAGACCAAGAAGAAAUACGAUAUUUUGGGGAAGUCUCUUGAGCUGCAUAAGCAAUUAGAUAAGGCAAGCCAAUGGUGUGAAGCUGGAAUCUACCUCUUAGCUUCCCAAGCUGUGGACAAGUGCCAGUCACAAGAGGGAGCUGAAACUGCACUCGUUGAAAUAGAGAAGUUCUUGGCAACAGCAAAGGAGCAUCAACUCUCUAACCCAAAGGAGUUCUACAAUCAGUUUGACACGAUUCUCACACCCGAAAUAAAGGCCAAUGCCCAAAGGAUUUUACAAAAACUAGAAGAUGUACAAGAAAUGUUUGACAAGAGGCAAGUGAGUCUGAAGAAGCUAGCAGCCAAACAGACCCGACCAGUACAACCUGUUGCCCCACAUCCUGAAUCUUCCCCGAAACGAGCAUCACCAAAAACUACCAGACCAGCAGGAGUAGCUACCAACAGGAGGUCUGCAGAAAUUACUUGUCCUCCCAAGUCCAUCUCUGAGGCAGAAUUAUCAAAAAAGAAAAGCAUUAAGAAGACCAAAGGUGGAAUUAAGAUUGAAGUGAUGCACGAAGCGAGUCAAGGGGGAUCGAGCAGAGUCUUGGUUAUGAGUGAAAGCGAUGAGAACCUGUCGACGAGGAGGAGCCACAUAAUCAAUGAGCUGAUAGAAACCGAGCGUGUUUAUGUGGAAGAACUUCAAAGCAUAAUAGAGGGCUAUGCUUCAGAAAUGGACAAUCCAAGUUUAUUACAUCUGAUUCCAUCAAUGCUCCAGAACAAGAAGGAUAUUCUAUUUGGAAACCUCCCAGAAAUCUAUGAAUUCCACAACAGGAUUUUCCUCAAAGAGUUAGAAAAUUGCAUUGAAAAUCCUGAGCUCCUCGCCCGAUGCUUUUUGAAAAGGAAAGAGGACCUCCAAAUAUAUGAAAAAUACUGUCAGAACAAGCCAAGGUCUGAAGCUCUCUGGAGACAGUGUGGAGACAGCAUCUUUUUUCAGGAAUGUCAGCGUAAAUUGGAUCAUAAGCUCUCGCUAGAUGCGUAUCUUUUAAAGCCAGUCCAGAGAAUCACCAAGUACCAGCUGCUAUUAAAGGAAAUGCUGAAAUGUAGCAAGAAUUCAGAGGGUACUGCUGAACUGGAAGAGGCCUUGGCCACAGUGCUUGAUAUCAUCAAAUCCGUAAAUGACUCCAUGCACCAGAUCGCAAUCACAGGAUACGAGGGGGAUGUAAGUGAGCUUGGUAAGCUGUUGAUGCAAGGUUCCUUCAACGUGUGGACUGACCACAAGAAGGGUCACAACAAGGUGAAGGACUUGGCAAGAUUCAAACCAAUGCAGCGACACCUCUUUCUCUACACAAAGAUGCUGCUUUUUUGCAAAAAACGAGAGGAGAACACAGAUGGUCAUGAGAAGACAGCUUCAUACAGCUUUAAAAAUUCAUUAAAGAUGAGCACAGUGGGCAUCACAGAAAAUGUAAAAGGAGAUAACAAGAAGUUUGAGAUCUGGUAUAAUGGUAGAGAAGAAGUCUAUAUCAUCCAGGCAUCUUCUGUUGAGCUGAAAAACACCUGGAUUUCUGAGAUACGCAAAGUUCUAACAGGACAACUGGAAGCAUGUAGAGAAGCAAGUCAACUACACCAAAGAAUCACUGAAAGUGUGUACCAUGCACCAAUGAAUUCCUCCAAUAUAGCCAGGUAUAGCAGAAAGUCAUCAAGCAUAUAUGAAAACAAAUCCGAGACAUCAAACGUGGAAGCAUCUAACAAUAAAAACAGGAAUUCCAGUCCCAGUGCCAGACAAAAGAGAGAUCCAGAAUCUAAGGAAAGAGAAGUUGCCCGUCGCUUUUCCCUAGCCUCCUCCAUCAGCACCACAGUAAAUGCAUCUGCUGUGACCAAAGGUCCCCUUGUUCCUGCAGUUAAAGUCAAGAGACAUGAAAUAAAGAGUGACCCAACUCCCCUGGGGUUUGAAGAUGCUUUUGAGAACACCAUAUUGGCCCAGACUAAAUGUAGCACUGGUUCUACCACAAGACCUGUACCUAGAUCUGCUUCACAGACAGGUUGGCCCAGUAGGCAAAUGCCAUCUCUAGACACGUUUGAAGAUUUCGAAGCCAUUCCUUCCAGCAUGGAUGAACUCUCCAACUCUUCAGACAUGGAGGAAGAAACCAAUCCUAACAAUGUGACCAAUCUUUUUCGAGUAGAAGGCAGUUUUGACAGCUGUUUCCCAGAUUCUCUUACACUUGAAGAUGGAGAUCUUGUGCAGUUUGUGCAGGAAGGAGAAAAUGGGCAAUGGUUAGUGAAGAAAUUGGUCUCGGAGAAAAGUGAGUGGGUUCCUUCCAGUAUAUUGCAGCCAGCAGAGGGGGACACUAACAACAUAAUUAAGAACAGCAAUGCAGACACAUACAAUGAUUCCUGCAGCACGGCUUCGGUUGAGUCGGACACCAAGGAGUGUGAGGUGGCUAAAAGCUUCCCAGCAGAACAGAGGGCUGGAAGCUGAAUGGCAGGACAAGCCUUCCUCAGGACCCUCUCCAUCUCCUUGUUUAUUUUGGGUUGACACUGGAUCAAAGUUGCCUUUCUCACAAGCUCUGAGCUUCAUAAUUCUCUGAAACUUCAUUAACAUGGACAGAUGAGAGGAAAAACAAACUUGAGGAACAUCAAACAUCCAGACAACAUCAAGAACCAUCUUCAGUAUUAGAGGAGAAAAAUGCUUCUUGCAUUGUUUAUGAAACUGUUUCAGAAGAUGUGGCCUAAAUUAGGUCGACAGCAGAGCUGAAGAGUUACUAUGCACGCACCUUUUGGCAACUUUCCUUGAACACCGAGUUACUGCAGAGGGACACAUACAUGGUUUUGAGUUCUUGCUCUACCAUGGGUCACUUGGAGGUUUUUCCAUUUGCUUGCCUCAGUAGCUGUGCCUUCCCCACCCUCCUUAACUACAGCUAAUAGAUCACAAAUGUGCCCUUUUUGCUGAUGGUCAUCACCAAAACUGUCACACUUUAGAUUGGAUGUAGAAAGAAAACUUCUGACUUGGACUAUCAGAGAGGCUUCAUGCAGGAAUGGCACAGUGAACAAGCUGCUGCAUUCAGCAUUAGUUUGAGAUAAUGCAGAUGGCAACGUGAUAUAAGGUGGAGAUGCAGUUCUUAUCCAAGAGGCAAAGAACAAAAGGCAUUGUGACAGCUACUGUGACACAGAACAAAUCUAAGUCUUUUCACAACAUAAGUCAUUCCUCUGCGCCCUCUGCAGUCUGUGGUUGCUGGUUCACAAUCCUUUGCGUUUGGUGCCGAGAAUUCAAAUGAAUACCAUUUAAUGUCAUAUGUUUGAGUAGACUGCAUGCUUUCUUUUUGUGCUGGGCUAUGGAGUAGGUACAUUUCAUUCCCCAUAUGAAAUAUAUCUAAGCAUCACAAAUAGACAGUGAGCAUUAGGUGCUCCAAUGAGUGGGUAAAGUGUUGGUGUUAAAUACUUAUUUCCAGGACGUUUGUUUAUAGGGUUCUACCAAAUCUCUGCCACAUAGGGAUGUAAUGUACUAUAUGAAGUGAUUACAGAUUUUAUUAUUCCUUUACAAGCCAUUAGCUCAUUUAGAGCAUCUGUUAAAGCAUGAAAGCAUUUUGAUGGCAAUUGGAUCUUAGGUCCCACAAAAGCUGCUAGUAUUUUAGUUAAGAUUAGAAUUGACAAAGGGUUGCAAGCCAGUAAAGAUCAGACAGGAAUAAAUGACCCUAGGAGCUCAAGAAUUGGCUUUUACUGUUAGAGAUUUUCUGUUUAACCCUAAGAGUAGUGAUGCUCUAUGUAAAUAAUGAAGGGGACAAAAACACUGAAAAUGGAGAUGAAGCAAAACCAAAAAUCACUCCUUGGCAAAAUAGUAAGAGUCUGCAACAUUUCUGUUAUCCUCUUUGCAGGAACCUGAACAUUUUUCUUUGUGUUUCAGUGAAGGCUGGUAUUGCAAAUAUCUUAGUGUGUGAGUCAGGAUAGCUGUGAAGCAAGUAAAUAGUCCCAUUCAAGAAAAAGCCUCAAAGUAAGUAGAUAAAGGUUUAUUCAGAUUAUUAUUAUUAUUUGCCUGUGAAGGAUUACUAGUUAAUUAUUAGUUGCACUGUGGUAGUGAAUUCCCAUGAAUAAUGUUCUUCUGACCCUCAAUAUCUAAACUUUGUGGUUUCUAAUGGUUUUUAUUCAUGACAAAAGGAUUUGAGAGUUCUGUACCUUUUUCAAAGCCAAUGUUGUCCUACAGAGAUAAGAGCUUGUACAUUUUGUCAUUUACCUUAAAAAUGACCUGUAGGCUCCCAGGAACAUGACUCCUGUUAAAGUCUGUUGAAGUUAUGAGCACCUU